Cavia porcellus (domestic guinea pig) is the source of this 4126-nucleotide messenger RNA. Its product is annotated as F-box/LRR-repeat protein 5-like. Gene Ontology annotation, biological process: intracellular iron ion homeostasis; SCF-dependent proteasomal ubiquitin-dependent protein catabolic process. Bases 100 to 2016 code for a protein of 638 amino acids. NCBI's taxonomy places the organism in Eukaryota, Metazoa, Chordata, Mammalia, Rodentia, Caviidae. The record is from RefSeq and is a predicted model, not a curated record. Gene Ontology annotation, molecular function: protein binding. The transcript is spliced from 11 exons. Gene Ontology annotation, cellular component: SCF ubiquitin ligase complex.
CAUGCGCAGGGGGGCGCGCCGCCUCUGCCCCGCGGCGAGGCUGUCUAUGGAGAGGCGGCGACCGCGGCUGCUGAAGGAGCGGAGGCCGAGGCCGCGGCGAUGGCGCCCUUCCCUGACGAGGUGGACGUCUUCACCGCGCCGCACUGGCGGAUGAAGCAGCUGGUGGGGCUCUACUGCGACAAGCUUUCUAAAACCAACUUUUCCAACAACAAUGAUUUCCGUGCUCUUCUGCAGUCUUUGUAUGCUACUUUCAAAGAGUUCAAAAUGCAUGAGCAGAUUGAAAAUGAAUACAUUAUUGGCCUACUUCAACAACGCAGCCAGACCAUUUAUAAUGUACAUUCUGACAAUAAACUCUCUGAGAUGCUUAGCCUCUUUGAAAAGGGAUUGAAGAAUGUUAAGAAUGAAUAUGAGCAGUUAAAUUAUGCAAAACAGCUGAAAGAGAGAUUGGAGGCUUUUACAAGGGAUUUUCUUCCACACAUGAAAGAGGAGGAAGAGGUUUUUCAACCCAUGUUAAUGGAAUAUUUUACCUAUGAAGAGCUUAAGGAUAUUAAGAAAAAAGUGAUUGCACAACACUGCUCUCAGAAGGACACUGCAGAACUCCUUAGAGGUCUUAGCCUGUGGAAUCAGGCUGAAGAACGACAGAAGUUUUUCAAAUAUUCUGUGGAUGAAAAAUCAGAUACCGAAGCAGAAGUGGCAGAGCACUCAACAGGUAUAACCCAUCUUCCACCUGAGGUAAUGCUGUCGAUUUUCAGUUACCUUAAUCCUCAAGAAUUAUGCCGGUGCAGUCAAGUCAGCACCAAAUGGUCUCAGCUGGCAAAAACUGGAUCCCUUUGGAAACAUCUUUACCCUGUGCAUUGGGCCAGAGGGGACUGGUACAGUGGUCCUGCUGCUAACCUUGAUACUGAGCCCGAUGAAGAAUGGGUGAGAAGCAGGCGAGAUGAGAGUCGUGCUUUUCAGGAGUGGGAUGAAGAUGCUGAUAUAGACGAAUCUGAAGAGUCUGCAGAGGAGUCGACUGCUAUCAGCAUUGCGCAAAUGGAAAAACGCUUACUCCAUGGCUUAAUUCAUAAUGUUCUGCCGUAUGUCGGUACUUCUGUAAAAACUUUAGUGUUGGCAUACAGCUCUGCAGUUUCCAGCAAAAUGGUUAGGCAGAUUUUAGAGCUUUGCCCUAACUUGGAGCAUCUGGAUCUUACUCAGACUGACAUUUCCGAUUCUGCAUUUGACAGUUGGUCUUGGCUUGGUUGCUGCCAAAGUCUUCGGCAUCUGGAUCUGUCGGGAUGUGAGAAGAUCACAGAUGUGGCUCUAGAGAAGAUUUCUAGAGCUCUUGGGAUUCUAGCAUCUCAUCAGAAUGAUUUCCUGAAAACUACUCCAAGCAGAAUUACUGCAGCUAAAUGGAAAGACAAAGACAUUACUAUGCAGUCUACCAGGCAGUAUUCCUGUUUGCGUGAUUUAACUCAAAAAGGCAUUGCAGAAGAAAUAGACAGUGAGCACACCUGGACUAAGCCUGUUUCUUCUGAAGGUUUUACUUCUCCGUAUGUGUGGAUGUUAGAUGCUGAAGAUUUGGCUGAUAUUGAAGAUGCAGUGGAAUGGAGACACAGAAACGUUGAAAGUCUCUGUGUAAUGGAAACAGCAUCCAACUUCAGUUGCUCCUCGUCUGGUUGUUACAGUAAGGAUAUUGUUGGACUAAGGACUAGUGUCUGCUGGCAGCCACAUUGCGCUUCUCCGGCCUUUGCUUAUUGUGGCCAUUCAUUCUGUUGCACAGGAACAGCUCUAAGAACUAUGUCAGCACUCCCAGAGUCUUCUGCAAUUUGUAGGAAAGCGUUAAGGACUACACUGCCUAGGAGGAAAGACUUACUUGAGUUUGGGAGUGAAAAAUCUGAUCAAGAGACUGGACGUGUACUUUUGUUUCUCAGUCUGUCUGGCUGUUACCAGAUUACAGACCACGGUCUCAGCUACAACAUGUUCUGCUUCAUGAGUGGAUGUUUUUGUGGAUUCCUUCACUUGUCACCAGGUAUUUAGGCCCAGCCGGGGUCUCCAGUUUAUUGUUGAACAUCUUUGAGCAUGAAAUGGCCAAACUGUCAAAAAAUAGAUCUUCCAACAAUCAGUGAAAUAAACACUGAAGCAAGAGGAACAGAAGGGGCAGAGACCCUCCAGGCCUUUACACGCCUGCUGUGUGUGUCCACGCGGCCUUGGGGGCGGCCAGUGUAGCAAGGGACACAGGGACUUCAGCUGCCGUUGCUUCCAGUUCUGGUCCCAUGUUAGUGAACCUAUGGCACACAUGCCACAUCACAAGGCCACCUCAUCCCAGCAUCGCCCCAGCUGCCGAGCAUCGGAUAUCAGCGCAUGCAGGAAGUAGAGGCACUUUGCUACUUUCUGGUAGAUACGUGGUUUGGAGUUGCAGUUUGGACCCUCGGUCUCUGAAGUGUUCACCAUCACUGCUAUACCCAUUCUGGGUGAACUUAAGGAUUCCUUAAUCUCUCCAAACCUCAGUGUCACUGAGGACCAAGAAGGUGAUCCAAUGAGGGGAGAUGGAAACCACAGAGCACCAGCUGGAAGCCUCACCCAGCUGCACUAUCCUCGUACCCCCAAGACCAGAGACAAGGCCCCUGGGCUGCAUCUCUCUGUCAGGAAUUCCCCAUGGAAGCAGUGGCUGCACAUGAGCUGUGCCCAGACAGGCUGAGUGACACCAUGUGGACCUAAGUGACACCACGGCCAGAGACCACCCACACACCCUGGCCUCGUGAGGCUCCUGGGGCACUGGGAAUCUGUCCCCUUGAGUCCCUGAGACAAUGUUUACUGUCCUCUUCUCCACCUGAGGAAUAGCAUAAAAUCACAGUGCACUUCACCAGCAGCUAUGCAUGAAGGAAUCUUAGGAAGGACAAGAGGUCUGAGUCAAAACGUUUACUUACGAACUCAUGGCACAGUCGGGGUGAGCGCUGUGGUCCACACACAUCAAGAGCUUCACUGGGCUACAGAAAGAAAAAAAGGGAGUUUUGUGUUGAUUUGACUUGAUUUGAUUUGAUUUGAUUUGAUUUGAUUUUUGAGACAGACACUCACUCUGUAGUUCAGGCUGCACUUACUAUUACAUAAACCACGCUGGCCUCAAACUAGUGGUUAACCUCAUGCCUCAGCCCCUUGAGUGCUGAAAUUACAGGCACGUAUUGGCAGCAUUAAAGCAAUUAAAAAACACAUCUAAAACAUUUAUGGUGGACCUGAAAGAUCUUGGUGAUACAAAGUUUGGCUCCUUGAAGAACAUAUAAAAUAUUCUUUUUUAAAAGCUGAAUGUGGUGGUCCUUGCCUGUAAUCUCAGCACUUGAGAGGCUGAGGCAGGAAGAUUGCCGUAAGUUCAACACCAGCCUGGGUUAUAUAGAGACACUGUCACACACACACACACACACACACACACACACACACGAAGAAAAAAAUCAAAAUAAUAAAACUAGCUACUAUUUAUUGAGCAUUUACUAUAAUGUGUGCCAAGAAAUUUAUAGUGAUUUGUGGUGUUGGGGGUGGAAUCCAGAGCUUUGUGCAUGCUAGGGAAGCCAUCUCCUACUGACCUGCACUUCCAGCUUGGUAGUAAGAAACUUGAUCAAGGAUUUCACACAGAUCAUAUCAUUCAAUCCUACAACCAAAUGCAACUGGUUCUAUUUUUACCUCCAAUUUCCAGUACUGAGAGCUGAACACAGUGACUUGCCCAAGUUCUCACAGUAGAGAACUGGAGAGCCAGGCUUUAUCCUUGUAGGUGACUCAAAGCCAGAGGGCCUGUCCUCUCCUGCACAAAUGUAUUAUAACAGAAAAUGCCCCCUGAGGGAUGUAAGAUGAUGUUGGUUUCCUCACAAUGUAAACCACCAAAAUUCUUCAGUUUCUGUUUUUAUGUAGCCCAAGUAACCGGCAGUUUAAUUUGGUUUCUCUUACCUCUGACUCUGAAACAGCAGAUCACCAAGAUGCAUGACUGGUCACAGGAUGUACAUGGUAAGAACCAGUGCCCAAUGACAAGCCACCCUGUUUCUGUACUUCUGCUUUGCAACCUCACAAAACCCUCCCUCCCCACACCUUGAGGGCCUGGCUUCUUUAGGAACAAUGCCAGUCAGGACCACCAGCAUAAAUAAACCUGAUUCUUGCCUCCAAA